Messenger RNA from Micropterus dolomieu (smallmouth bass), 3854 nucleotides. RefSeq names its product voltage-gated potassium channel subunit beta-3-like. Bases 1048 to 2355 code for a protein of 435 amino acids. The transcript has 14 exons. Gene Ontology annotation, molecular function: potassium channel regulator activity; transmembrane transporter binding; voltage-gated potassium channel activity. The record is from RefSeq and is a predicted model, not a curated record. Gene Ontology annotation, cellular component: voltage-gated potassium channel complex; membrane; cytoplasm. Gene Ontology annotation, biological process: potassium ion transport; regulation of potassium ion transmembrane transport. Lineage: Eukaryota; Metazoa; Chordata; Actinopteri; Centrarchiformes; Centrarchidae.
AAAUACAAAAGUCAGACUCUGAACUGACAACAUGAUGCUGAGGGAGAGCCAAGAGGCGGUACCGAGCGUUUGAAAUGUUUGCUGCAGCUGAUUUUGGGGCCAGUAUGCCGGCAUUUUUUUCAAACCCGUGCACAGUGAGAUUUUGCCGAAUGACGGAAGACCUGCACUGUUGCUGCUGCUACCGGUAUGUGAGCGACUUCACACGCUGAAGGUAAUAAAAAACCGGCUCGGUGUUUAUUUUUUCUCUCUCUCUCUUGCAUCAAUUUGAUGCUGCGUGAGGCUGCUGGGCGAUGAUACAUCGGUGGGGUUUGACUGUGUGAAUUGGCAUCACUUCAAGUCUGAUUGGACUGUUCGACUCGGCUAUGUAGACUAAAUUCGUGCAAUUAGGACCGUUUUUGAUGACCCGCCUUGCGACAAAAAAAAAUGCCUUAUUUCGACGCGAGGUGCGAAGAUGCUUGUACCUGUGGUUGUGUCUUUGCUGCGGCACACUCCGGAGCUCCUCGGCUCAAGGCACACACACCUAACCUCAGCUGAAGAGAAGACAGCAAGCAAUCAAGUGCUUUACCACCCAACAUAAGCCAUACGAGCCCGCGCAUGUAUGCGGGGAAAGGCCGAGCUACUGACACUCUAGAGGGAGUCGUUUGUUGCACUGAGGUUUGAGGGGUUCCCAUGAACUGACACAUCUCCAAAUCCGUCUGAGGACUGCUGUGAGCUUACAAGCUUCCUGAUGAUUUCUGGAGAAGAGCCCUGAUGCAUCUUGUGAGUGUGAAAACUCAAAGAGCCCUUUUGCCAGGUUUGCAUCACCAGACAGGAGACAGAGCAGACGGUAACUCUGUGUGUGUCAUGUUAGAGGCUGGACUCCUGCCUGCUCCCUCCAGCUCUCAGCCAAAAUCUCUGACCUCCCCUGUCUGAGCCCUUUUCAGGAGCAUCACUGCUUUGCCACAACAGCACAACGGGGGAACAGUGUCAAGCAGCACCAACCGUUUACAGACAUUAUUGUUUGUGUGACUUCCUUAAAAAGCCCCCUCCCAGGAAACCAGGGUCAGGAUGCAGGUGUCCUUCGCCUGCACUGAGCACAACCUCAAGAGUCGUAGUGAGGACCGACUUUGUGGCCUUCGCACCGCUCCACCUCCUGGAGGAAGCAGUGGAGGAGGAGGGGGAGGCGGUGGUGGAGGAGGAGGAGGUUGUGGGGGUGGUGGUGGUGGUGGUGGUGGAGGAGGAGGAGGAGGAGGUAGUGGACAAGGGAGUAAUGGCAACUACAUGUCCCAAGGCUCAGUCAAGACUAGGGACGGGUCCGGGUCCCGUCAGGCCCCACACGGCCAUGCCCACAUGAAGGAGGCCAUUGGGCGCCACACCAGUAUGAAGUACAGAAACCUGGGGAAGUCAGGCCUACGUGUUUCCUGCCUCGGGUUAGGCACCUGGGUGACAUUUGGAUCACAGAUCUCUGAUGAGAUGGCUGAGAACCUGAUGGCCAUAGCUUAUGAGAACGGAGUGAACCUGUUUGACACAGCAGAGGUGUACGCUUCUGGAAGAGCGGAAAUCACUCUGGGGAACAUUAUCAAGAAGAAAGGAUGGAGGCGUUCAAGUUUUGUCAUCACAACAAAGAUCUACUGGGGAGGCCAAGCAGAAACAGAGAGAGGACUCUCUAGAAAGCACAUUAUUGAAGGUUUAAGAGGAUCCUUAUCCAGACUGCAGCUAGAUUAUGUGGACAUCGUUUUUGCCAAUAGAAAUGAUGUCAACAGUCCGAUGGAAGAGAUUGUACGGGCCAUGACGUUUGUAAUAAACCAGGGUAUGGCCAUGUACUGGGGAACCUCACGCUGGAGUGCCAUGGAAAUCAUGGAGGCGUACUCAGUGGCACGCCAGUUCAACCUGAUACCACCUGUGUGUGAGCAGGCAGAGUAUCACUAUUUCCAGAGGGAUAAAGUCGAGGUGCAGCUUCCUGAGCUCUACCACAAGAUCGGUGUUGGAGCGAUGACCUGGUCUCCACUUGCUUGUGGAUUAAUCACAGGGAAGUACAGUGAUGGCGUACCAGAGUGCUCCAGAGCAUCAAUGAAGGGAUACCAGUGGCUCAAGGAGCGAGUGAACAGCGAGGAGGGCCGCAGGCAGCUCGCUAAAAUCAAGGAGCUCCAUCUACUGGCGGACAGACUGGGCUGCACCGCUGCACAGUUAGCCAUAGCCUGGUGUCUGCGCAGUGAGGGAGUCAGCUCAGUACUUCUGGGUGUUUCUAAUACAGACCAGCUACUUGAGAAUCUGGGUGCCCUCCGGAUUUUAUCCCAAAUGACCCCUCAAACCAUUACCGAGAUUGAUGCCCUGCUGGGAAAUAAACCACACUCAAAGAAAGAGUUGCGUGCUUGAAGAUGCAAAUCUGAGUGAAUGAUGAUGUUUCAAGAAGAUGAAGAAGACACGGACAAUGGGAAACAUCGCUUUUUGCUCUGCUGUAUACUCAACAACUUGCAUGUUCUCAGCAACAUUAUGCUUCCAGUAUGUGCGCAUAUCCAUUUUGCGCAGUACAUUGUGUCAUGUAUGAAAAAAAAAUCUCUCAAUUGUGGCAAAAAAAAAAAAAACACUUCAUAGAUUGCUCACUGCCAAUAGCUCACAGACUAAUUAUUUUUACAGAGGCGGAGGCUGAAGUUGGUUGGAGCGACAGGUCUCUGCCUUCCACAGAGACCAAGAGAGGUUGAAAGAUAUCCAACUGUUGUCAGAGCAGAUUUGACUCUAAUUAAUCAAAUCAAAAACACCUCUGUGCUAAAAUGCAACUUUACUGAGUGAACGGUGCUUUCAUUGGACAUCUGAGUCUCCUCCCCUCGCAGCUGCCUGUUAUUCUGUAUGAUGUUUAGUACCCAGCAGCCAGAGAGCCAAAGGUUAGUACUCAUGUGUCUAGCCUAACAUUUCCCAUAGUGUGCAUGUGACUGGUCUGCCACGCUCACUGCUUUACAGGGUUGGGAACAAUGGAUUACUUGUAGAGUCAUUACUGUGAUCUGACUGUUAAAAAACAACCUAAUCCAGUCUGGUAUAACUGUAGAACAGAUCACAUGUGUUUAAAAAACAUGCAAAUUGAUUUAUUACUUUCAAAGUAACGAAAUAUCGACACACAUAGAAAUAAUGAUUGAUUUUGGCACAAAUUACAUCUAAAGUAAAUGGAUGAUAUUGCAACAGCAAUUGAUUUAUUGGCUUUUAAAUUAGAGUUCAAUAUGUUAGUUAUUACAUUUUAAAAUUGGCAAUCAGGAACCAGCACUGUGUAAGACUUUGAAAACAACUUUCCCAACCCUGCUGCUUUCUCAGCAAUGUUUUUGCCUCCUCUGUUUGUAAACUGUGCGCAUGUCCCUUUAAGAGAGAAUAGCCCCAACAGGGUGUAAAUGUGGCAUGGCUUUUAUGGCUUAUGUAGAUUUGCAGUGCCCUUGUAAGCCAUUUUUUACUCUAAAUGGUCUGGCAGUUUGAUCCAGGAUCCGUUCUGAUGGGCACUCUUGCUUUAAAGACUCUCUGCGGUCUGCAGACAGGGCUGUGUGUCUGUCUGACGUAUAAUCUUUGUAUUGUCCUAAACUGUACCAAAAGAUGUUGACAUCACUUUCAAUGAUGCCAUUCUUGUGAACGGCAUCAUUGUUCCUAAGUCAGAGGUGUGAGACAUUUGGACUACAUGGAAAGGUCACAGAGGAUCUGACACAAACAUUUGGAAACACUGUGGUGAACUUGUAGUUUUCAAAUGAUAGGACAUAAAUGAUAAGUCUGAGUUUGUCAAAUGUGAUAUUACUCUUGCCACAGGUCACUUGGGGUAAGAUUUAGCAAAUGUAACUUUUUUUUUGUGGAAGCCAAAAAAUAUAGCUUCUCUGCUCAUUUCUCUGGGAGUUCUCUCUCUG